Messenger RNA from Paramacrobiotus metropolitanus, 1885 nucleotides. Its product is annotated as serine/threonine-protein kinase RIO1-like. Gene Ontology annotation, molecular function: protein serine/threonine kinase activity; ATP binding. The record is from RefSeq and is a predicted model, not a curated record. The coding region runs from base 149 to 1729 and encodes 526 amino acids. Gene Ontology annotation, cellular component: cytosol; preribosome, small subunit precursor. Lineage: Eukaryota; Metazoa; Tardigrada; Eutardigrada; Parachela; Macrobiotidae. Gene Ontology annotation, biological process: maturation of SSU-rRNA. The transcript is spliced from 7 exons.
GAUUGCGAAAUCUAAAAUCGAUAAAACAGUUUUUAAAGUCUUUGACUCUGAAAGGAAUAUGUAGUUCUUUUUUUGUGUUUUAAUUAAAUAAAAUCAUCGAGAUUUCUGUGUAGCAUCGUGUUCGGUAGUUUUCCAUAAGUUUGCAGUGAUGGCCUCCGUCGCCGUAGAACAGGGCCGCCGCCAGCAUUUUCGCAACAGCGAAGCUGAUCUUCCCCAUCUGCGUUCCGCAUCGGAUAAUUCUGAUGAAUCUGACGAAGACGACGAAGUGGAGUACGAUGACAAUGGUUUACCUGUAGAUUACAGUAGGGGCGAUCGUGCUGCGGGGACAGGGAAGAGUAUACGGGACGCGGGACUGAUCAGCGGGAAGACCUAUCAGCCUCGGUCCCUCGUCCGCUUUUCGCAUCAUUUGGAUCUGGAAGGCUACUAUCAGGGACCAAAAUUAUCUGGAAACGCUCUGAACAGCUUUGAAGCCAAUCUGAGGAAAACGGAAAGCGAGCGAAUCCGCGUGAAAGAUAAAAUGGAUCGGGCCACGGUCGAGCAAGUGCUGGAUCCGAAAACCCGGAUGAUUCUGUACAAACUGCUGAAUAAGCAGAUUGUGGCGGGAAUUGAUGGGUGCAUCAGUACCGGAAAAGAAGCCAAUGUCUAUCAUGCCGAGAACAACGAUGGUCGCAAUCUGGCAAUCAAGAUUUAUAAGACAUCCAUUCUGACGUUCAAAGAUCGUGAUAAGUACGUCAGUGGAGAAUUUCGCUGGCGGCAUGGCUACAGUCGGCACAAUCCACGAAAAAUGGUCCGAACAUGGGCGGAGAAAGAAAUGAGAAAUUUACUGCGGUUGCGCCAAGGCGGCAUCAGUGUACCGGAACCGGUUAUUCUCCGUGGACAUGUCCUCGUUAUGGAGUUUAUCGGGGAAGACGGCUGGCCGUCUCCCAAACUAAAAGAUGUCGACUUGUCAGACAGCAAAGCCAAAGAAUUAUAUGCCAGCUGUGUUUUAAUGAUGCGCCAGAUGUAUCAAGACUGCAAACUGGUCCAUGCUGAUCUGAGUGAAUUCAACAUUUUGUACCACAAAGGCCAAUUGUGCAUUAUCGACGUUUCACAAUCUGUGGAGCACGAUCAUCCGCACUCUCUGGAAUUCCUCCGUAUCGACUGCACCAAUAUGACCAACUUCUUCCAGAAGCUGGGCGUGCCUACGCUGACCGUCCGUGAACUGUUUGAAUAUGUUACCGAUGCCAAAAAGAUCUCCAAGCAGACGGAAGUGGCACAGCGGGAUGCCUUGCUGGCCCAUGCCGCCGCGCGGGGUAAUGAUUUGACGGAAGAAGAGCAAGUAGCCGAAGAAGUCUUCAAGCGUGCCUUCAUUCCGCAACGUCUGGAAGAUGUCAUUGAUUUCGAGCGGGACGUGAGGAAGCUCAAGGAGGGACAGCAUGACGAUCUGCUGUAUAAAACGCUGGCGCCAGUGGAAACCGCUAACGUGUCAGCAUCGGAUGUCCAAGACGUUUCCGACACAUCCGAAAGCGAAGAGGAAGAUAACAGCGAACACGAUGCGGAGAACAAGCCCAGUGGCAGCGGCCCGAAUCCGCUUUACCAACGGUCUCGAGACGAGUCGCCCAAUACGAAAAAGGAGCGGAAACAAGCCGUCAAAGAUCAACAAAGGGAAAAAAGGAAACAGAAAGUUCCGAAACAUGUCAAGAAGAGACAGGAAAAAGUUGCCAAACAAGGACACGCUGGGAAAAAGUGAAAUGUGUUGUUUGCAUUUUACACAGAUACUUUUGUCCCGGCGGCUUUUUGUUGGUGUUUAUUAUGUAGAGGAUUAUUACGCGAAUUGCUGAAAGCUGUCACAGUCAGAUUAAUCGAACGAUUUGAUCUUAUUAAAAUGUCUCUGACAUGAAUUAAA